Molecule: messenger RNA, 1086 nt
Organism: Fibroporia radiculosa
Lineage: Eukaryota; Fungi; Basidiomycota; Agaricomycetes; Polyporales; Fibroporiaceae
Exons: 6
Coding region: 1-1086 (361 amino acids)
Biological process (GO): peptidyl-hypusine biosynthetic process
Cellular component (GO): cytoplasm
Molecular function (GO): deoxyhypusine synthase activity
Source: RefSeq, a predicted model, not a curated record
AUGUCCUCCAACAUUCCAGCCGGCGCAUCUGCGGCGGUUCUUAAACCAUCCGAGCCCAUUCCAGAGGAUGUCGCCGUCUCUGUGGAGGGCCCUAACUUCGAUCAGCCCAUCUCCUUGCAGCAUCUAUUGCAGAGCUACAAGCGCAUCGGGUUCCAGGCGAGCAGUCUUGCCAAAGCGAUAGAAAUCGUGAACAAAAUGCGGCAAUGGCGUCUCUCGGACGAACCAGUCGCAGAAGACGAGUCCGAAGAAUAUACAUCUCCCGAAGUCAGAACCCAAACUCGCUGCGACAUCUUCUUGGGCUACACCUCCAACUUGAUUUCUUCGGGGCUCCGUGAAGUUAUACUGCACCUUGUCAAACACAAACACAUCCGUGCAAUCGUAACUACCGCCGGAGGUAUAGAGGAAGACUUCAUCAAAUGCCUCGGGAAAACCUAUCUAGCAGACUUCAACCUGGACGGCGCUGAUUUGCGACGUAGGGGUAUGAAUCGUAUCGGAAAUCUCAUUGUUCCGAACGAUAAUUAUUGCAAGUUCGAGGAUUGGCUGACGCCUAUCCUCGACACGAUGCUUGCCGAGCAGAAGCAGACCGGGGACGUCUGGUCGCCGAGCUCAUUUAUCAGGCGAUUAGGAAAGGAGAUUAACAACGAGGAAUCUGUGUAUUACUGGGCAUACAAAAACAACAUUCCAGUAUUCUGUCCCGCACUUACCGAUGGAUCACUUGGGGACAUGAUAUACUUCCAUUCCUUCCGCUCUCCUGGUCUUAUAAUUGACAUAGUCCAAGACAUUCGCGCCCUGAAUGAGCUCGCCCGACAGUCCAAGAAGGCUGGGAUGAUCAUUUUGGGCGGAGGAGUCUGCAAACAUCAGAUAGCCAAUGCGAUGCUGAUCCGCAACGGUGCUGAUUUCUCGGUUUACAUUAACACCGGUCAAGAAUUCGAUGGCUCCGAUUCUGGCGCAAGGCCUGAUGAGGCUGUUUCCUGGGGGAAAAUACGAGCCGGCGCUGAGGCGGUCAAGGUGUUCGCGGACGCGACCCUAGUUUUCCCGUUGCUAGUAGCUGCUACCUUUGGUCAGGAUGUUGCGAACGUCCUUUGA